Molecule: messenger RNA, 680 nt
Organism: Paramecium primaurelia
Lineage: Eukaryota; Ciliophora; Oligohymenophorea; Peniculida; Parameciidae
Source: the annotation of a GenBank genome assembly
AUGUCAUAUAAAAGAUAUCAGUUGAUUAUUAUGGGUACAAUUUAUUCACAUCUUAACCUUUAGCAAAAGAGUAGAUGCAUGUUUAUGAGAUGAGUAGUACUAAUAAAAAAUACUCAAAAAUAAACGAAAUUACUGUUAAAAUCGGUUAUAAUGGUUGUUAUUAUUACUUUCCUUAAUAAUAUAUAAGGUUGAAAUAUUUAGUUGUCAAUAAGAAUGGAUACAAUGUUAAUUUAAUAAGGAACCAAAAUGGUGAUUUUAUAACACAAUAAUCUAUUGAUUUUGGACACUAUAAUAUAUUUGGAUUUAUGAGUGAAGAUGGAGAGUAUCUAAUGACUUGGGAGGAAAAUCAAAGGAAAUUUAAAUAAGAAAAUAUUAUUAGAUAUGAAGAAGAAUUAAAUAUUAUUAAAAAAAUUAAUAUUAUUUAUUUAUUUAUUAUUUUAUAUGUUAUCAAUGAUAAAAUAUUAUUAUUUGGUUUAUUAAAAGUAGAGGGAUAUAUAGAUAAAUGUUAAAGAGCAAAAAUAAGCAUAAUCCUUAAGUAGAUAAUAAAUUUUUAUGACAUUUAAAAUUUUAUUUUCAUAAUUUAAUAUUAACUUUGCAAUCACUGCAAAAAACUUAGCCUUAGAUUAAGAAAUUUUAGAGGUAGAAAAGUAUAAGAUUAAAAUGACUUAAACUAAAUUUGA